Molecule: messenger RNA, 1081 nt
Organism: Lotus japonicus
Lineage: Eukaryota; Viridiplantae; Streptophyta; Magnoliopsida; Fabales; Fabaceae
Exons: 4
Coding region: 73-597 (174 amino acids)
Source: RefSeq, a predicted model, not a curated record
AAUUGAACAAGUUAUCAGCUAGACAGCUACUGAACAUCAUUCAAACGUUGUUGAGAGAAGCAGAAACAGAUAAUGUCCCUACUCCAGAAGGGUCUGUGUUGUGGCUUCGACAUCCAUAGCCAUAGCCAUAAUGGAAGAAGGUCCCUCAAACUGUUAUCAGCUACUCCGUCUCUACGCACCACCAUCAGUUACCACACCCCAAAACCGUCACUAAAAACAACCCAAUUCCACAUGCACAAUUCUCUUCUUCACCUCAUGAAAAAUGGUAAACCAAAGAGGAAGCUGAAACCUCUCUCAGCAGCUCUUUCAGCUCCACCACCGCUUGACCUCACAGAAAGCAACGUGAAGCAGGUUUUAGCCGAUGCUCGAGGGGAAUUCGGUCAGAUCUUUGACACUUCUGCUGGCAUGACAGGAAUUGUUGAAUUGGCCGAAUUGGAUGGACCUUUUGUGAAGAUUAGCCUCAAGGGUCGGUUCUGGCAUGAGCGUUCCAUGGUCUUGGCCAGAAUUGCUAAUUAUCUCAAACAGAGGAUUCCUGAGAUUUUGGAGGUUGAUAUAGAAGACGAGAAACAAUUGGAUGACAGUCCUGAGAAUUUUUAAGUUUGAUACUGCAUUAGCUGUCAUAAGACAUGUAAGUAAAAAUUCUUCCACUUUGUGAUACACAUUCUCUACAGCUUAGGUGCUUCUAUGGUCGCCACCAUUGCCUAGGAAUAUGAUGAGACCGCCUGUUUAAAUGUGUCACACUCAAAUUAUGAUCCUCUCAUGUUAUGAAUCCAGAAUGAAUAAUGCUUCCCAGAAGCUGUUAUUUUGCUUACCAGUUGUUAGGAAUACUAUGAUUUCUUGCUGAAUGAAGACUUUAGAUCUCUGAAAUCAGUUAGCUUAUAGAGUUAAGUUUCUGUGUCGUACUUUUAUCAUGGUUGGGGACCAGAAUUUUCCAAUCAACUUGGAUUAGAUGACCUGAACUGGAUGAUUUAAUAGAAUGCCGUUAAUAGGUAAUUACCUUCUUAUUACUGAUCAUUUCACAUGUAUUGUCAGGACGGUGAUACCAGAAAGCAUGUUUACACCUUCUAUGAACUAUUUUUUU